UUGUUGACUAACAGAUAGAAACAAAUAUCGCCAGCUUGGAUGUUAUAAUAAGACCAUGCAUAUGACCAGAUACAAAAACUAAAGGAAGAAAACAAAACACCUUAAAAACACUUAAAACACACUCACAUUGUCAGAAACCUACAUCGAGAAACACACUUCUACACAAACACGUUCAUGAAGAACACCACAGAGAAGACCAAGAAGAUGGUUUGUGAUGAUCACGAUAAUGAUCGCAUACUAUGGGAUUGUGGAAGUCCACUUUAUGACUCCUACGAGCUCGUCUCUCUCACUCACAUCAUCGAACGCCACUUCAUGUAUCUCCCCUCUCUCUCCGGCGCCAGAAAAAUUAGUUCUUCUCGUACACCGUCAGAUUUGGGAGAUAAGGCGAAUCGCGCAGCCAGCACCGUCGUGGAUCUAUGCUGUUCCUCUGAUUCGACUACGGGAAAAUUAUUGGGUGGCGUUUUUGGGAAGAAAUGGUGGAAGUCAAAGAAAAAUGCAGAUGUCGUGGAGGAGGAACACAAUAAGAUGAAGACCAAGAAGGUGUUUCAUCGGGUUCUCUCUAGGUUAAGGAUCCCUACCACAAGAUCUGGUUCUCUGAAGAUGUGAUGUUUCUCUCCUUCGUAAAAAAAAAAAGAUUAAUUAUUGUUUGUAUAAUUUGAAGUUUUAUCGAAUAAACUGUAAUGAGAAUGUGAUUUGAACUUUGUUGCUCCAUUGAUAAAAUGCAGAUUUGUUGCAUUUUUAAUAUUGACAUUAUCAUCAUCAUA
Messenger RNA from Brassica napus (rape), 764 nucleotides. RefSeq lists its product as uncharacterized. The record is from RefSeq and is a predicted model, not a curated record. The transcript has a single exon. The coding region runs from base 175 to 606 and encodes 143 amino acids. Lineage: Eukaryota; Viridiplantae; Streptophyta; Magnoliopsida; Brassicales; Brassicaceae.